GAAAAGAAAAAGACAAAAAGCAUUGCUUUCGGUCAAAUAAUAAUGUUUAUGCUCUCUGGGCAUUGCUAUUAAUGGUUUUGUGGGGAAGAAAAGCUGAAACGCCAAUGAAAAAGCGCUUUUCCUAACCAAACUUUUCCCAUAGAGAGAGAGAUAUGGCCGCUGAUGCACCUUGCUGUGAAACCAAAUUCUGGCUCUACAUACUUCUCAUCAUUGGAUUGGUUUGCUUCGCUGGUCUCAUGGCUGGUCUCACCCUUGGACUCAUGUCUUUGGGACUCGUCGACCUCGAAGUUCUCAUCAAAUCUGGUCGUCCUCAACAUCGUAUCCAUGCCGCUAAGAUAUUCCCUGUGGUUAAGAAUCAGCAUCUUUUGCUUUGUACUCUUUUGAUUGGAAAUUCUUUAGCCAUGGAGACUCUUCCGAUUUUUCUUGAUGCUAUUGUGCCUCCUUAUGCUGCUGUUUUGAUUUCGGUUACUCUAAUCCUCAUCUUUGGAGAGAUAUUGCCGCAAGCAAUUUGUACGCGAUAUGGAUUGAUGGUUGGCGCAACGCUUGCCCCGCUUGUUCGUGUUCUUCUUGUAGUAUUUUAUCCCAUCGCUUAUCCCAUCAGCAAGGUGCUUGAUUGGAUGUUAGGUAAAGGAAAAGCUGCUCUUUUAAAGAGGGCAGAGCUCAAGACCUUUGUGAAUUUCCAUGGGAAUGAGGCUGGAAAAGGAGGAGAUUUAACGCACGAUGAGACAACCAUCAUAGCCGGAGCGCUUGAAUUGACUGAAAAGACCGCAAAAGAUGCCAUGACUCCCAUAUCAAAGGCAUUUUCCCUUGAUUUGGAUGCAACUCUAAAUUUGGAGACCCUGAAUUCAAUAAUGACAAUGGGUCAUAGUCGAGUCCCGGUUUAUGCAGGAGAGCGGACAAACAUUAUGGGACUUGUUCUGGUUAAAAAUCUCUUUAUGGUUGAUUCAAAGGCUUCAGUUCCUCUAAGAAAAAUGAUGAUCAGAAAAAUUCCUCGUGUUUCAGAGAAUAUGCCUCUGUAUGAUAUACUGAAUGAAUUUCAGAAGGGUCACAGUCAUAUUGCGGUUGUAUAUAGGGAUCUAAACGAUAAAAAAGGAACAUACAAAAAAAUUAAAGAUUCAGAACAACUCGAGUUUCAAGACAGCUGUAAGAACAAAGGAAAAAGUGCUCCUUUAGAUAAAGGUGCGAUGUUGGAGCCGCGCGAUACUUUGACGGCUGACGGUUCACAGGUGAAAAAAAGUCCACCAGCAACGCCGGCUUUUAAAAAGCGACACAGAGGUUGUUCAUAUUGCAUUCUGGACCUUGAUAAUGCUCCCCUGCCCGUCUUUCCGCCCAGUGAAGUGGUUGUUGGUGUUAUUUCGAUGGAGGAUGUAAUCGAAGAGCUUCUUCAGGAGGAGAUACUUGAUGAAACCGAUGAAUAUGUCAAUAUUCAUAACAAGAUAAAAGUUAACAUGAAUGCAUCUAAGGAGAAGGCUCCUGAUGCAAAUCUGUUGCAGCCUUCUAGUUUAGCAGUUCAAGGACACACACCAACUAAUUCAACUUCGACAGCUACUUCUCCGUCGGGCUCGCCUACCACCAUUGAUCAAAUCUCGGAAAGCGAGUCACUCAGGAAUCAAUAAUGCAUGCAUUAGAAGAAUAGCAGAAUAGCAUAGGUUUCUGUUGAAAGAGCAGAGAAGUAUAUAGUUUGGUGCAGUGUUAAUAUGCAGAAAAAAUUACUAUGGUAGUGUUUGGUGCAGAGAACGAAGUGGAACUUGAUCUAGUUCUGUCCUAUUAAGUUAUAUCUGGUUUUAUACUUUUUAACAAAACUAUAGAACAUAUCACUAUUUUUUAA
Messenger RNA from Lathyrus oleraceus (garden pea), 1828 nucleotides. Its product is annotated as DUF21 domain-containing protein At1g47330. The record is from RefSeq and is a predicted model, not a curated record. The transcript is spliced from 12 exons. The coding region runs from base 153 to 1616 and encodes 487 amino acids. NCBI's taxonomy places the organism in Eukaryota, Viridiplantae, Streptophyta, Magnoliopsida, Fabales, Fabaceae. Gene Ontology annotation, cellular component: cytoplasm. Gene Ontology annotation, biological process: magnesium ion homeostasis; intracellular manganese ion homeostasis.